Molecule: messenger RNA, 826 nt
Organism: Vanessa tameamea
Lineage: Eukaryota; Metazoa; Arthropoda; Insecta; Lepidoptera; Nymphalidae
Gene: CPR6
Product: larval cuticle protein LCP-17-like
Exons: 4
Coding region: 78-473 (131 amino acids)
Cellular component (GO): chitin-based extracellular matrix
Molecular function (GO): structural constituent of chitin-based larval cuticle
Source: RefSeq, a predicted model, not a curated record
AUACUAUAUAAGGCGGAUCAGUACGUCAAUCCGCACAGUUGCACUUAAAUCUUGAACUGUACGACCCGCCUUUAAAAAUGAAAUUCCUCAUUAUCUCAGCCCUAGUGGCGUGCGUCUGCGCAGACGUAUCACACAUUGUCAAGCAUGACGAGUCGCAGGCCAAGAUCCUGAAGCAGGAGCUCGACGUUGGCAGCGAGGGACAAUACAUCUGGUCUUAUGAGACCGACAACGGUAUCGCUGCGAGGGAACAGGGCGCUCUCAAGAACAUACCCGGAGCUGAGGUACCAGCUCAGGUAGCCCAAGGAGAAGCGAGAUGGACCGCUCCCGACGGCCAAGUCGUCCAGUUCCAGUACACAGCUGAUGAAAACGGCUACAAUGCUCAGGGUCCCUUCAUACCCACAUCUCCUCCAAUCCCAGCGGAGAUUCUGCGCUCAAUCGAGUACAUUCGAGCGCAUCCACCCAAGGAGAACUAAUAAUUGUAAAACAACCAAUCUCCAAUCUUAAACCUAGAGCGAGACAACAUUAGUUUUAAACGCCCGAGACAAAAAGAGAUAACGAAUAUCUGUCAGCACAUACAAGUACAGUCGGUUCGAAUCGCUUGUGUUUUUUAUUUUAAGCCGAACUAGAAACUGCUUUAUUAAUACAGUUAUACCGUUGGAGGAAUAUGAGGGUAGGGGAGUCAGUCCAGGAAGGAUGGCGUUUUGAAGUUAUCAUCGGAACUUUCAACGUCUAUACGUUUUGCUUUAGAGAACAGUGUAACCGAUUCUUCUAUUCUCCAAUGGUAUAAAACAUAUCCAGGAGAUUGUUGGUUUUCUUACGUUCGAAU